Molecule: messenger RNA, 1377 nt
Organism: Ceutorhynchus assimilis (cabbage seed weevil)
Lineage: Eukaryota; Metazoa; Arthropoda; Insecta; Coleoptera; Curculionidae
Source: the annotation of a GenBank genome assembly
AUGUCAUCGUCUUUGGAUGAGGAUGAACCAAUGUCAAGUACCAGUACACUAAUUCCAUCUGAUGAAAGUGAAAUAUCAGGUUUAGCAGGCGUCAUGAAGGAUCUGGUUAGAAUAAUGGAGAUGAAUAUUACUACUGAUCAAUCCAUCGAAAAGAUUGCAAACCCUUUGCAGAAAAAUGUUGUACCCACUUUCGAUUCAGAAAAUCGGCAAUGCAAUCGUUGCUGGGAUGCUGUGGAGGGCAUGUUCCUGGACAUCAUGAAAGAAAAAGAAAAUAAGCUUAGAAAGUGGAUUUCAGCAAAAGUUUUAAAGACAGUUGGAAUCAACUCAUAUUUAGUGAUGACUUCUGAAGGAAGAGUGCGAUAUGUUCAUGCUGAUCACUUAAAACCAUCAGUUUUACAACCUCCAGAUAUAAAUGGACGGGAUAAUCCUAGUGCUAGUGAGGCAGCUGUAGAAGUUAUGGAAAACCCGGAAGUCUCUGAAACCAUAACGGAAUAUCCUGUUGACCGGAAAUCUAUGGAAAAUCGUGGUUUAAAAAAUAAUGUCCCAUCCUCGAUAGAAAUAUUAGAACCAAAAAGUCCUACUCCUACAUUUCAUACACCUAAAUCUCCUAAUAAAAAAGAUAAGUGCAUAAAAAUGGUUUACUCUAUAGCCGAAAUAAAAAUGGUUUACUCUAUAGGCGAAAGAGUAGAGCUGAUUUCAAUAUUCUUUGCAAAUCAUGAAUCUGCAUUCAGGACAGCUGACAUUCUUAAUCAGCGGCAUCCUGGCAUACAUGUCAAUCGAAACUAUGUCUUAGAAUUGGUGCAUAAACUUAGAGAAACUGGAUCGGUAUGUAACAAAAAGAGAGAUAUUGCAAAUCCAGCAGUCAAUGAAGCAGGGGAAGUAGCUGUUCUAGGUCAUGUCACUCAAGAUGCAACACUAACAAUAUUUGGUGAGAAAAAAUAUUUACGGCCGGGCAUUGAUGACGAUGUAUUACUUCAAUUAUUGGACGCUGAUUCGUCUGACGUAGAAGGCUUUGAAGACGGCGAAGAAAAUGAUGAGUUUGAAGAGAAUGUAGCGGAGAAUGAAGAAAAUAAUGUAAUGGAUUUGGAUGAAGACCAAGAGGAAGAUAUGGAUACUUUAGAAGAAGACCAAGAAGAAAAUAUUGAGAUGUUAGAAGAAGAAGCCGAAGAAACAUCUAGGGAUGGCGUACGAAAUGAAGACCUCGAUUGGGAAUCGGAUGAUGAUUUACCUUUAAGCGUGUACAAAGCUAAAUUAGCAGGAAAAAAUGGCAAGAAAAAAUCCAAAAAAUCAAAUUACACCUGGAAAAACUGUUCCACUUUGGAUGGUGGUAUUUCAGAUUCUUUGAUGCCCACUUUUAUAUGCAUUUCGCAACGUUAA